This is a messenger RNA of Oldenlandia corymbosa var. corymbosa, 5059 nucleotides long. NCBI's taxonomy places the organism in Eukaryota, Viridiplantae, Streptophyta, Magnoliopsida, Gentianales, Rubiaceae. The record is from the annotation of a GenBank genome assembly.
AAUAAUACCAAAAACAAAGAAAAAAACAAAAGACAUGAUGUUGGAACAAAAUACGGAGUAUUAUCCUUUCCGUAAUUUCAUGCCUCUAGAAGAGGAUUUUACAAAAAAAAGUGUACUUUAGGUCGUACACGUGGCCAGAGCCCAUGUCCCACGAAACCGAAUGAACUCCAUUUAUACGUUUCUGAUUCUCUCACACACAACAAAAACUUCUUCUUUCCCUUAAAUUCUUCUCGCCCCUUGAUGAUUAUGAUGUUUAUCUCUUACACAGACUACUAUAUUUCUGUACUAAAAACCUAAACCAGCAGCUCCCCCUUGGAGGGUUUUAUCAUUUCUUUUCAGCAAGGUAUUUAAAAACCACAGCUUUAUCUGGUGUGCUCUAUUUGAGUAUUUUCUCAAAUUUAUCAAACAAAGAUAGGUUUUUUUUUCCCCCUUCCCGGGCCCUCCUCCUUUUUUCCCCCUUUAGCAUAUGUAAGCUUUUUUUCUGCUUAAUCUUUUUUACUUUACUGAUUUUCUGUUUUUGACAUGGAUGAUCAUAUUAUAAUAUCCAGCACGUUUAGCUUCUUUUGUGUUUGGAAGUUUUCUGUAUGGGAUCGUGUUUGUGAUCAACUGACAGUUGUUUGUUAUUUGGUAACCUCGAAGUGAAAUUGGAUUGUGUUUUGCUAAAGCUUUCUUCAUUCCUGCUUUUCCAAUUGAUUUUUUUUGUGUUUUUAGGGCUCCUCUGUCUAAGUUGUAAGUUCUUGGUAAUUGACUAGUGAUUGAUGGGUUGGGAAUACCAUUUGUGUGAACUGUGGCUUAAAGUGUAGUUUUGAUGAAAUUGCUAAAUUGGUCCUGAGAAUACAUGAAAGAUUGAGUCUUUAUUUAAUCGUUGGAAACAUAAGUUUAUUCCUUGUACAGACUUAGAAGUAUAUUCUGGUAUAGGAAAAGAAUUUCUUUGGAGUUCUAUGCAAGUCGGAGAAGUGCUAUGAAAGCUUGCUGGAAAAUUUCCUUGGUUGUACGCCAAAGCCAAAGUAAUGCUAGAGAUCACUUCUUUGUAUUGAAAAUGGAAUUGGAUCAUAUAUCAAGCUUUCCUAACGGGCUUGUAGACCAGUUUCUGAAUAACGAAAAAUUGAACAUUAUGGAGAGGGAACAGGAAAGGACAAGGGGACAAGGGUGAACUGCAUAGGCUUUUUGCCCAUUUAAGAUCAUUAUACAAACCUGGUAUAUGAAGCUUUCUCUUGUUGUGCCCCCUGUCUUAUUUAGGGUAAUGAUUUCGCCCCCUUUUGUGUUCUGUGCUAUUUGUUGCGGCGAUUGGCAUUUGGUCUAUCAAGCAUUCAUAUCAAUUCAUUUCACUUAUUUGCUAUUAUAGUAGUUUACUGACUUUGAAUAUGCCACUUCUUUCCCACGCUAGGCAAUGAAUUGAGUGCUAAGUCUGUUAAACCAGAUAGGAAUUUGACAUCCCAUGAUUUAUGUAGUAUCACGCUUAAUGAUGUUAAAUUUUGUUGUUUCCAAAUGGGAUGAUUUGGUUGAACACUAUGUAUGGUAAUCCCUUUUUUUUUUUUUGGUUAACUUCAUGAUGGUAUGAUUGCGUCGCUCAAUAUCUUUAUCUGUUCACUUUCUCUCACUUGCAAGAAUCUUGUCUCAUAGCUAUGUUCACUACUAAUGUUGAAUUCUGUGUGAUUUUGAAUUCAUUUAAGAAUCUUCGAACCCUAUUUGUUAAUGAUUUAAAUCAUUUGAGGUUUACUGUCAUACUGUGGUGGUGGGGUUAGGAUUGAAAAUUUUGUUUGGAGAAGGCGGCAAUAUUAGGGUUAGAGAAAUUUAGUGUCUUUUUGUUUCCAUAUCUGUUCCUGGCAUGAAAGCUAUUCAUGCUACAUUUAUUUUGCUUUAGCAUUUCUUUUUCUUCUAGCUUAUUAAUUGAAAUUUACAAUCUAAAGUUGCUGUUCUACUCGAUUUUUAUGUAUAUUUUGAUGAGCUUCUCGAGGUUGAUGACAUUUACUUUUAUGGUUCAUGCCUUAACAACUAUAGUAUUGAUUCUCACUAUGCCUUUCUAUUGUUGUGACACCACAUGCAUAGCGUCAUCAACCUGACUCAUAACUGGGUACAUUUUAUCCUUCUGGUGACAGCAUGACGGAACUAUACCAUUGUACCAAUUAACAUAAUCAGCUAUACGUCAUAAUAAACAUGGGUUUUAAUUUAUUUUUCGAGCUAGCUUCUGUAGUUCACUUAUCAAGUGAUUUUUUUAUUUUUUUAUUUUAUUAUUAUUAUUUUUUUUGCAGUUACACAACACAAACAUAGAAAAUAAGGUGUCACUUUAUCAUUUGCUGAAUUAUGGAUGUGAAAGGUCUUGCAUGGAUUGGGAAUAUAUAUCAGAAGCUUGAAGCUAUGUGCCUGGAGAUGGAAGAAGCUAUGUAUGAGGACACUGUCAAGUAUGUUGAACAUCAAGUUCAAACUGUAGGAGAAACAGUAAAGAGAUUCUAUUCAGAUGUAUUGCAAGACUUGGAUCCAGAGUCUUAUGUUGACCCCGUGAAAGUUGCUGCUGCCGACUUGUCCUUGAAUCCGUAUGCUCAAUGUGAGCUUAAGCGGAAAGCAAGGUCAAAGAAAGAUGGUCGAGAGACUGACUGGAAAUUUAGUGAUGAUUCUAAAGUCAUCUCUGGGAAAGUUAGUGCUGGAGUUUACAGGCGUGCUACUGCGAAUAGGAAAGGGGGUUUUAAGGGAAAUUUGGCUCCACCUCUUUAUGCACCAAUUGCUCCCAUUUUAGAAACUAAAAAUAACGUGUCUCCGCUUGCCCAAUUGAAAAGAAGUCGUGAAGUGACCACCGGUCAUUUUGAUGCCGUCCCUCCUGCUCAGUUCGAUGGAGUUUCCAGGGACACAACUGGGAAAUUUUCCAAACCUGUGGUUGAUACAGUUCUACCUAUUUCACGUGCGUCCGUUGAUUCCCCAGCUACUUCUACAUCAGCAUUAGGAACUGAGCAUCUGCAGACUGAUGCUGCAUCUACUAAAGUUGGUUCUCCAGCUGCUGAUUCCAUGAUUGAGUCAGCUUCGUCAGAUGGUUUGAAGAAUACUGGUCAUGCACCUGCUUCAGUAAUUUCUCCUGAUGCUUCUACACUCCUUUCUGCUGCAACAACCGGGCAGAAACAAGCUGAUCAUGCAUUUACAUGCGCAUCUGGUGGCUUAUCAUCAGUGUCUUCUGAGACAUGUAUGAAAGGUGGAAUUACUUCUGGGACUGAAGAAACCAUUUACGAUGACACAGACUAUGAGGAAUUUUCCAGGGAAGAAGUCACCAGGGCUCACCAAGAAAGACUAGAUGGCUGUAGCAUAGAUGCAGCUAAGAGUAAUGUUACCAUUGAUCCUGACGUGGAAAUCGUUGAGCCUUAUAACGAGUCCUUUCUGGAGGAAACAUGUGUAAUGGUGGAUGGUGAAAGACUUCAUGCCCUUCCACUGGUGAAAGGCGACCGAAAAUCCUUUAAGAAAAAACUAAGGGAGGCUUUUUCAUCAAGAGUAAGGUUGACAAGGAAAGCAUAUGAACAACUUGCAGUAAAUUAUUCAGAGGAAGAACCAGUUCAAGGAAGUGGACAAAGAAGCAACCCUGAUUGCCAAGCAGACUCCAGCACAAAGAUAUUACCGGCCCAUAGUUCUGAAUCUGAGUGGGAGUUGCUCUAAACAUAAUUAUUAUGAUGUAAAUAAAUUUCCCUUCGGCUCAUAUGAUGCUGUCAGUUAAUAGUAGCAAAUGGAAGUGAAAAUGCUGAGUGUAGAUAACCUUAGGCUAUAAGGGAAGAUAGUCCCUUGGAAUAUAGCAAUCCAUAUGAGUUAUGCACGCAAGGGAAGGUAAUCCCUUUAAAUGGUCAUAUAUAAUUAUGUUAUAUAAUGGCAGAAACUCCAAAAUUAUAUGCAGGAAUGGCUGUAAAAUCAAAUGAGUUUAAGCCUGAGAGGCUGAGAUAUUAUGUAUUUAUGUCAUCCUAUGUAGCCAGCAUCUGGUGCUGAAUUAUCAUGGUUGCCGGUGGAAGUUGGGUUGUGUUGGGCUCUAUCAUUUUCUUUUGCAAUUUUGAAUAUCUGAAUAUUGUGCGAUGCAAAACUCUUGGGUUCAGGGACGCGCAGGGUGCACUCUGUGCAUAGGCGGUGAUGAGAGCAGGACUUGUCAUCUAAGGUAAGCGCUUAACUGUUUAUUGCCAAGUCCCGGAUUGAUUUUGGUACAAGUAUUUGGAUAUUGGUAUAAGUAUUUGGAUACUGGAGUUGGUUUUCGAGAUUGAUAGAGUAUAUACACCAGGUAUUUUAUGUUUCAUUAGUAAGUACUCCAUGGUGUUUUGGAUUAGGAAACUUCAUUUUGUAGAAUUAUCUCCAAUAUACAGGAGGGAGUGUCGUUCGAACUCCCUUCUAUGAGCCUUACUGCCAACGAGCUUUAGGUAGUGUCAUAAAUUUUGCCUGGUUGAAAGAGAUGUUUCGUUUUGCAGCUGGUGCAACUUGAGUUUGGCAUCGAGAAUUCAUCCUUACAAAAGAGAAACACUGUAUUGGGCUUUGCUAGCUAUGAUGAUCCACAGCAAGAGUGUUGAAUUGUUGGUUGUGGUAUAGUGCGAUACAUGCCAGCAACAGGAUUUUAGAACUCUAGUUAAGAAGUGUUGGUUUCGACAGCGCCGAAAAUGGAAAGGGACAGAACACUUACGAAGCACAUUGAUGAUUAACACGUGAUAAAGGUCUAGUAGUAGACUCUUUAUCAUUUUCUCAUCUCCUCCUUUUUUGAGUUUUCACCUAAUCCGAACUAUUUGCAUCCGAUCCUAUGCCUACCUUUGUGGGAGGGUCCUUGAAACUGGGAAAUUGAGCUUCCUUGCUAUUGGGAUUCCUGAGGGGACAAUUCCAGACUUCAGAGGUUGAAAAGUGAUUCUUAUGCAACCUAAUAAUCCAUUGCUACAUAUGAGUGUUCUGCUAAUUUCAUUGAUUUUGCCCAAUUUGGCUUGUCGGGUAGAUGCAGCUAAUCAGAGGCUGGUAAGCCAUUUUGAUCCAAAUCAUAAAAGGUUAAAGGCUGAUGAUGACUGACAGGACUUUAUAAAAGUACUGUAAUAAUAAUAAAAGGAUACAAAUGAAUAUUCCA